CGGUCCAGUUGAGGGACUCCUUGGUCAGCUCGGUGCGGGCUCCUCCUGUCAGGUUUCUUAGGAAGUGGAUUGAUCAGAAGAAACGGAGCAAUAUAUCUGACUUUUCAGAGCUUCUCCUGACGGGUGCUCCUGAGACAACUUAUCAUGCCUAGAGGCAACAAGAGCAAGGGCCGCUCCAGGGCCAAAAGGCAGCAGACUCGCGGAGAAAGCCAGAAUGCCCAGGGUCCCCAGCCCACUGUGGACGAGGAGGAGACAGCAACUCCCCCUUUUGCCCAGGGAGAUGCGCCCAGCUCCCCUGGUGUCGACACUCCUCAGGAGUCCCAGGAAGCUGCAUCCUAUGGCUCUCCUAAGUUAGAUGUGCCCUGCUUAGUUCAUGAUGUAGAUGCUGAGGGUUCUGAUGUUGGUGCUGAGGGUGCUGUUGUAGGUGAUGAGGGGAGAAGUGCACAUGCCUCCAAGAUAGCAGCUACGAUUCAAUCUGCACGCAGAGAUCCUCUGACCAGGAAGGCCAGUGUGUUGAUAGAGUUCAUGAUGGAAAAGUUUAAGGUGAAAGAGCCAUUCACACAAGCAGAUAUGCUAAGAGUUAUCAACAAGAAGUACAAGGUGCACUUCACUGAGAUCCUCAGGAGAAUCUCUGUGCGCUUAGAGUUGGUCUUUGGCCUUGAGUUGAAGGAAGUUGAUCCCAAUUCUCAAUCCUAUAUGCUUGUGAGCAAGCUGGGUCUCUCCACUGAGGGAAGUCUAAGUGGCAGUAGUGGGUUACCUAAGACAGGGCUCCUGAUGACCCUACUGGGUGUGAUCUUCAUAAAGGGGAACCGUGCCACUGAGGAAGAGGUCUGGGAAUUCCUAAAAGUAGUGGGGUUAUAUCCUGGGAAGAGUCAUGCAAUCUUUGGAGAGCCCCGGGAAUUUAUCACCAAAGAUUUGGUGGAGGAAAAUUAUGUGGUAUACUGUCGAGUUCCUGGCAGUGACCCCCCAAAAUAUGAGUUCCAGUGGGGUCCCAGGGCCUAUGCCGAAACCACCAAGAUGAAGGUCCUGGAGGUUGUAGCGAAGAUCAAUAAUACUUCCCCUAGUUUCUUCACUAGUAUGUAUGAGGAGGCUAUGAUUGAUGAGGCUAAUAGAGCAGCAAGGAGAGUUACAGCUGUGCCUGGCAGUGUUGUGGGUAUCAGGGAUGUCAGGGCUCAUCGCAGAGGCAUGGCCCAUAGCUCUUCUUCUAAGUAGUGGAAUGUGUUAUGAGCUGAACAUAAUAAAUUUGUAACUUAUUCUGUUACAUGAGAAAUUAUAAAUGCAUUUCCUUUGCUAUUUUGCAAAUGAUCCUUUAAUCAAGGAUUGGCUUGUUUAAUAAUCUGUUUUGUAACAUUGAGCUUACAUACAUAUUGCUGUUUUUCAUGUUUAAGAUGAAGAUUUGGCUAUUAUCAAACAAACUGGGAAAUCUUUAAACUGUUAAUGUGGUAGUAAAACAAUGAUUUUUCUAGUAAUGUGGUAUUGCUUGAUGGUGGAACAAAAGUGACAAGACUAAUUCAAAAUAGUUGUAUUUUAUUUUCUUGUAAUGCUAAUUGAAAUAAACUUGGAUUUUAAUACU
Molecule: messenger RNA, 1573 nt
Organism: Mastomys coucha (southern multimammate mouse)
Lineage: Eukaryota; Metazoa; Chordata; Mammalia; Rodentia; Muridae
Product: melanoma-associated antigen B17-like
Exons: 3
Coding region: 145-1212 (355 amino acids)
Biological process (GO): negative regulation of transcription by RNA polymerase II
Cellular component (GO): nucleus
Source: RefSeq, a predicted model, not a curated record